Branchiostoma floridae (Florida lancelet) is the source of this 835-nucleotide messenger RNA. Its product is annotated as tyrosine-protein kinase receptor Tie-1-like. Gene Ontology annotation, biological process: positive regulation of kinase activity; protein phosphorylation; multicellular organism development. Lineage: Eukaryota; Metazoa; Chordata; Leptocardii; Amphioxiformes; Branchiostomatidae. Gene Ontology annotation, molecular function: ATP binding; transmembrane receptor protein tyrosine kinase activity. The transcript has 7 exons. The coding region runs from base 26 to 799 and encodes 257 amino acids. Gene Ontology annotation, cellular component: signaling receptor complex. The record is from RefSeq and is a predicted model, not a curated record.
UGCAACACACGAGGCUCACGAGGACAUGCGCAAAGAGCUGCGAAUGAUGAUGAAGAUCACGGCGUUCCAUCCCAACGUGGUGUCACUGCUGGGGUAUUGCAGCAACUCAGAAUCCCUGAUGUUGAUACUGGAGUACGUCCGUCACGGUAAUCUGCUGACGGUUUUGCGGAACGACCGAGUGGCCCGUGACGUCACCUACAAAAAUCUGCACCAUGAGAGCAAGACGCUGCAGAAUAAAGACCUCAUCUCGUUUGCGUGGCAGGUGGCUAAGGGCAUGGCGUUCCUGGCAUCCAAACAGUGUAUCCACAGAGAUCUGGCGGCGAGAAACGUGCUGGUUGGAGAAAACAGGACGUGCAAAAUCUCUGACUUCGGGCUGGCCAGGGAUGGUCCCGAGUAUAGGAAACUGACCCAGUCCCGUCUGCCCCUCCGAUGGAUGGCCCCAGAGACCCUCUAUGACCGAGUGUACAGUACCAGGAGUGAUGUAUGGUCAUUCGGAAUAUUACUGUAUGAGAUUUCAACUUUGGGGUCCAUCCCGUACCCAACCAUAUCCAACAAAGAGGUAGCCGCUGCUGUACAGUCUGGAUAUGUGAUGCCCAAACCAGCUCACUGCACUGACCAACUGUACUUCCUAAUGGAGAAGUGUUGGGAUUUUCACCCUGAUGGCCGACCGUUUUUCUCGGAACUUUCCUCUGCUCUCUACAGGAUGCUGAGGGACGAGCAAGAACACAUCGUUCUCACACUGUUCGAAGAACAUGUCUAUGCAAACAUGGACCAUCUGACGGAUGGAGAGACUUGUUAAGGCGGUAAUUCAUACAGGAAAAUAAGCAGAAGUUUC